Molecule: messenger RNA, 1273 nt
Organism: Cydia pomonella (codling moth)
Lineage: Eukaryota; Metazoa; Arthropoda; Insecta; Lepidoptera; Tortricidae
Exons: 2
Coding region: 254-1210 (318 amino acids)
Molecular function (GO): nucleic acid binding; zinc ion binding
Source: RefSeq, a predicted model, not a curated record
UAUACAUACUGUUAUAUAUGUAAUAUGGGGUAGACCUAAGUUAACAUGCGCCGACUAGAGGGUGGUUGAGUAUUUUGUAUGUCAGUUCCGAAAUACACACGAUUGAGCUAGCUCGGUAUUUCAUUGCUGCUCCUAGAUAUAUCUUAAGGACCUUUCCAGUAUUCCCUAGUUACAUAUACAAUAAUCUGGCGACGAGUCGUGAUCGAAUCAGCGAGUGCGCGAACGUGGUUGAGUGAUAUCUUGUGCGAACAGAAUGGCAAAGAUGUCGGUUGGCAAGAUGGACGCGUUUGAUCGGCAAAAAGACAAUUGGGCGACGUAUAUAGACAGGCUGGAGCAGUAUUUUAUCGUUAAUGAGGUGCAAGAGGACCGCAGAGUACCAUUAUUAAUUACCGCGAUGGGAGCAGAUAGCUACGAGUUAUUAGUAACCCUGUGUACUCCGACUAAGCCAUCAGAAAAAACCUACAGUGAACUUGUCAAACUUAUGUUAAAUCAUCUGCAACCGCGGCCGAGUGUUUUAGCGGAAAGAUAUAAGUUUCGUCAACGCAAGCAGUCUAAACAUGAAUCGAUAGCGGAUUUCAUUGCGGACUUGCAAAGGCUAACUAAAUAUUGUGAUUUUGGUACGUGGUUGGAUGACAGCUUGCGAGAUCAAUUUGUAUGUGGAUUGUAUAAUGAGACUAUUCGACAGCGGUUAUUUACGGAAAAUGAUCUGAAGUUUGCUAAUGCUAAGGGGUUGGCAAUAGCGAUGGAGGCAGCAGAGGUAAAUGCGGCAGCUGUAGAAAGUCGAGGUCGUUCAUCAGCGAAUGACGCCACGGCGCCGUGUUUUUCUAUAAGCAACGAAAAAAAAUCAAAUUUCAAGACGCCAUCACGGAACAGCCGAAGUUAUCCGAAACGGGACGAGCAGACCAAAAUAGUUAGCACCGAAGUUAACCGAUGGAGGCCGAACGGACAGCGGCCGAACAAUAGUUACCGGGGACCUGUGACGUCGAGAUCAGCUGACGGCAGCCGCGCGCAAUUAGGUCAAGGUCAAGGGACGUGCUCAGCGUGUGGAGGUGCGCAUGCGACUCAGACAUGCAAAUUUCGUCUUUAUGUAUGCCGUGUGUGUAAUCAAGACGGACACUUGAAAAAGAUGUGCCCCAGGUUGACAAAAGUUAACUACGUUGAGGAUGAGUAUUCGGAAGAGGAAACAUAUGACUUAGAGUUCCAGGUUUAAGAAUGUGUUCUCGGAGGGCCUGGGGAGGUACAACGGCGGGCUAGUGUCACUGCGAGUGCGGCC